AUGCCGCCUCCACCAGCACCUACAACGACCUCACGGCCUACCACCUCGCCGGCCCCCUCCGAUCAACCCUUUAUACAUCCGUCGUCCCCCUGCCGCGGCGGCUUCUCCGGCUCGCCCAGAUUGUCCUCCCCCGCUGGUUCUCAAAUCUUUGAGCGAGAUGUCGAUACAGUGUCCCUGAAGCCGCAGUCGCCAGCCAUCCCCUCUCAUAUCCAGGCGGAAAACCAUAUUCCGCCAGUCCUUGACGCCUCCUCCGAAGCCAUCACGGACGACCACCUCGACCCCGAUAGUGUCGAGAUAGUGACCCACGCCCAGCACAUGCCAGCAGCGGCCAGCGUAGCUGGUGGUCACCCGAACGCCGCCCUGUCAUACGAACAGUUGGCCGCCUCAUGGGCCGAGGAACUGGGGCCUCUCGCCGAACGCGAGCAAGACAACGUCUCCACAUAUGGAUCCCUCGACAAUACCGACGUUCGCCGGCUGAGCUUCAUCUCGUUUGCCGACGUCGUGCAGGCCGAACAGGCCGAGCAUGCCAAUACACCAGGUGCCUCCCGCGAAUCCAUGCAUAUCCCAGGCCUUACCUCUUUGUCGGCAAAUCGGUCGCCCUCUCCCAUCCGCUCCCCCGUCUCGUCUCAGGGCGGACCGGGUACGUCGCCCCCUACUAGCCAUCCGGGGUCCGUCAAGGGGCUUGACCUGUCGCCCAGCCGCAAGCCCAUGGGAGGCACCGGAAGCCCCAUAUCGUCCUACCACUCCAAUAAUGGCGACCUCAACAUUGAAACCAUGACGCAGGCGCUGCGGCGGACGGGAAGCAAGGACUUCAACCCUCUGCGCAGCUUGCCCAUAAGUCCAAUCGAUGGCCCUGCCCGCUAG
This is a messenger RNA of Sodiomyces alkalinus F11, 864 nucleotides long. RefSeq lists its product as hypothetical. The record is from RefSeq and is a predicted model, not a curated record. Lineage: Eukaryota; Fungi; Ascomycota; Sordariomycetes; Glomerellales; Plectosphaerellaceae. The transcript has a single exon. The coding region runs from base 1 to 864 and encodes 287 amino acids.